GACCAUUUCAAAGCGACCUUCUCGCAAACUCACAGGCAAUCUCUAUCUCCUGGAAGGAGAGAGAGCGAGGACGAUGGCGAUUCUAGAGAGCAUUGUCGGUGUUCUUCUCCUUAUGCUGCUUUUGAUCCUUAUCAUCGUCUUCCUCGCCUGUAAACCAUGGCGCUUCUUCUCCUGUUCUCGUUCUCGCACUAUCAAGGCUGGUGAACUUGACAGACCCCUUGUUUCGGAUGGUGCGGAUCUGGUCCGGAACCAAGGUAAUGAACUUCCAAGAGGUUACGAUCUAGAGGGAGCAUGUUUUCAAAAUGAAGGGCAUUUGCGCUCACAAGGACUUGUUUAUAAACAGAGGCUUCCAAACACAGCUCCCAAUUCAACUCAAAGUGAUAGCUUGGUCCUAGAUGUGAUCUCUGAUGCUUCGGAAGACAUUGUAGUUGGCCAGACACUCAAGCGUCCAUUGUUAGUCCAGCAGUUAGUGGAAGAUCAAAGGAGUAGUAGGCAGAAUUUAGAACAAGAUAGAUUGCAACAGUUUGUGCCCAAGGAUCCCUUAGAUCAAAGAACAUGCCUCAACCUGGAGGUCAUAGCUGGUCCUUCCCAUGGACAUCGGUGUUCUGUACUGUCAACAAACCCCUCUAGGCUUCCUCUGACUCUUGGAAGGGUUUCUCCAAGUGAUGUAUUAUUAAAGGAUUCAGAGGUCUCAGGAAGGCAUGCAUCGAUAAACUGGAAUUUAAAUAAAAUGAAAUGGGAGUUGGUGGACAUGGGUAGCCUUAAUGGAACACUUCUAAAUUCUCUGCCAAUUAAUAAUCCUGAUUCAGGAAGUAGACAGUGGGGUGACCCAAUGGAGCUUGCUAGUGGAGACGUGAUAACUCUUGGAACCACCUCAAAAGUAUUUGUUCAUAUUUCAUCUCAAACUGAGAGUCAGGUUCCCUUUGGAGUUGGUGUGGCUUCAGAUCCCAUGGCUCUGCGUCGUGGAGGAAAGAAGCUUCCUAUGGAAGAUGUGUGCUACUAUCAAUGGCCUCUUGAUGGGAUUGAUCAGUUUGGCAUAUUUGGUAUCUGUGACGGACAUGGCGGAGCAGAGGCUGCCAAAUCUGCUAGCAAGCUGCUGCCAGAGAUGGUUGCUAAUCUCUUAUCAGAUUCACUAAAAAGGGAGAGGGUUUUAUUGCAAUGUGAUGCUUCAGAUGUUCUGAGGGAUGCUUUUUAUCAGACAGAAACAAGCUUGAAUUACCAUUACGAGGGUUGUACUGCGACUGUGCUUCUUGUUUGGACUGAUAGUGAUGGCAAUUUCUUUGCACAGUGUGCAAAUCUUGGGGAUUCAGCUUGUGUUAUAAAUGUCAAUGGGAAACAAAUGAAGAUGACGGAGGACCAUAGAAUUAGUAGUUAUACUGAAAGACUCAGGAUCCAGCAAACUGGAGAGCCAUUGAAAGAGGGGGAAACACGUCUAUGUGGUUUGAAUCUUGCUCGAAUGCUUGGAGACAAGUUUCUUAAACAGCAGGAUUCCCGCUUUAGCUCAGAUCCUUAUAUCAGCCAAGUGGUACAUAUUGAUCAAGCGAGCAAAGCAUUUGCGAUUAUGGCCAGUGAUGGCUUUUGGGAUGUCAUUAGUGCAAAAAAGGCGGUUCAGCAAGUUCUGCAGAUGAGAGAGAAAUACUCAACGGCUGAGGAGAAUUUGGCAGAGAAGACUGCAAAUAUGUUAUUGAGUGAGGCUAGAACAGUGCGAACAAAGGAUAAUACCUCUAUUAUUUUCUUAGAUUUUGACAGUUCUAGAGUCUCUUGUAAAGGUGGAUCGUGAUAUGAAUCAAGAAGUUAUAGUUUUACAGUAAUAAUUCUCCCUUUUUUCUUUCUUCAA
Rosa rugosa (rugosa rose) is the source of this 1837-nucleotide messenger RNA. Its product is annotated as protein phosphatase 2C 70. The record is from RefSeq and is a predicted model, not a curated record. Gene Ontology annotation, molecular function: cation binding; protein serine/threonine phosphatase activity; protein binding. Bases 74 to 1780 code for a protein of 568 amino acids. The transcript is spliced from 13 exons. Lineage: Eukaryota; Viridiplantae; Streptophyta; Magnoliopsida; Rosales; Rosaceae. Gene Ontology annotation, biological process: protein dephosphorylation.